Humulus lupulus (European hop) is the source of this 1825-nucleotide messenger RNA. RefSeq names its product cyclin-dependent kinase C-1-like. Gene Ontology annotation, cellular component: nucleus; cyclin-dependent protein kinase holoenzyme complex. Bases 97 to 1608 code for a protein of 503 amino acids. The transcript has 12 exons. The record is from RefSeq and is a predicted model, not a curated record. Gene Ontology annotation, biological process: protein phosphorylation; positive regulation of transcription elongation by RNA polymerase II. Gene Ontology annotation, molecular function: ATP binding; cyclin-dependent protein serine/threonine kinase activity; RNA polymerase II CTD heptapeptide repeat kinase activity. Lineage: Eukaryota; Viridiplantae; Streptophyta; Magnoliopsida; Rosales; Cannabaceae.
GCCACUGUGCAUUCGGCUAUUCUCUUCCCCAAUAUAUGUAAUUUUGCUUCUUGUUUCUUUCUCCCUACAAAAUUUGUUCAGAAAGAAAAGAAAAAAAUGGCGCUUGCUGCACCUGGGCAGCUAAAUACUGAAGUAUUGCCAUCUUAUGGCUCUCGAAGCGUCGACUGCUUCGAGAAAUUGGAGCAGAUUGGUGAAGGGACUUAUGGUCAAGUGUACAUGGCCAAAGAUAACAAGACCGGAGAAACUGUUGCUUUGAAGAAGAUACGAAUGGACAAUGAAAAAGAAGGGUUCCCCAUUACAGCCAUUAGGGAGAUUAAAAUUCUUAAGAAGCUUGAUCACGAGAAUAUUGUUAAGCUGAAAGAGAUUGUAACCUCCACAAGUACUGAAAAGGAUGAACAAAACAGUCAAGAGGGCGGUAAGUUUAAAGGUGGAAUCUAUAUGGUUUUUGAGUACAUGGACCAUGAUUUGACUGGCCUUUCUGAUCGUCCUGGACUGAGAUUUACAAUUCCCCAGAUUAAGUGUUAUAUGAAGCAGUUACUGUCUGGGCUUCAUUAUUGUCAUGCCUUUCAAGUACUUCACCGUGAUAUCAAAGGUUCUAAUCUUUUGAUUGAUAAUGAAGGCAAACUGAAACUAGCAGACUUUGGUCUUGCAAGAUUUUUUGCCACGGACCAUGGAGGAAAUCUUACCAAUCGUGUGAUUACCUUGUGGUAUCGCCCCCCGGAAUUGCUUCUUGGAGCCACAAAGUAUGGUCCAGCUGUAGAUAUGUGGUCUGUUGGUUGCAUAUUUGCUGAGCUUUUGCAUGGAAAGCCAAUAUUGCCUGGGAAAAAUGAGCCUGAACAACUAAACAAGAUAUUUGAGCUUUGUGGAUCUCCUGAUGAGAUCAACUGGCCGGAUGCUUCUAAGAUUCCUUGGUAUAAUAAUUUCAAGCCUUCAAGACCAAUGAAGAGACGUGUCAGGGAAAUUUUCAGACAUUUUGAUCGCCAUGCUUUAGAUUUGCUGGACAACUUGUUAGCUCUUGAUCCAAGCAAGAGAUGGACAGCUAAGCAAGCACUGGAUGCAGAGUAUUUCUGGAAUGACCCUUUACCUUGCGACCCCAAGAGUCUUCCAAAGUAUGAAUCAUCACACGAGUUCCAGACAAAGAAGAAAAGGCAGCAGCAACGGCAAAAUGAAGAGCAAGCAAAGAGGCAAAAACUACAGCAUCCUCAGCAGCAUACCCGCCUGCCUCCUAUCCAAAAUGUUGGUCAAGCUCCAUCGCAUUGGCAUGGAUCUAAUCAUCCCAUUAACAAUGCACAGGCUGCAGUAUCAUCUGGACCUAGUCAUCACCACUAUGGAAAGCCUCGUGGUCCACCGGCUGGUCCAAAUAGAUACCCAUCAAGCGGAAACCAGAGUGGAGGUUACAACCCAAGUCGUGGGAACCAAGUUGGUGGCUACAGUGGUGGCCCAUACCCACCUCAAGGACGUGGCCCUGGGAGCCAAGUUGGUGGCUAUAGUAGUGGUCCAUACCCACCACAAGGACGUGGCCCUCCAUAUGCUGGAAGUGGCAUGCCUGUACCUGGUCCAAGAGGAGCUCCCGGUGGUUAUGCUGGCCCUCAGGGGCGGAACUACUAAAGGGUCCAAUUGGGGGGGAUUUUUAGCUGAUCAAAUUUAUAUACCUGCGUGCAAAGAUAACACUUAGCCACUCAUGUUAUUUGACCUGCGUGCGAAGAUAACAUUUAACCACUCGUGUACAAGUAUUACGGACUUAACAUUUAUUUGAUGACUCGUGAUAUUUGUUCCAUUUAUUGCCUAGAUUUGUAUAGGUGUUAAUGCAAUUGUCUUCGCUACA